Molecule: messenger RNA, 807 nt
Organism: Dracunculus medinensis (Guinea worm)
Lineage: Eukaryota; Metazoa; Nematoda; Chromadorea; Rhabditida; Dracunculidae
Source: the annotation of a GenBank genome assembly
AUGUAUUUGAUAACAUCAUUAUUGCCAUCACAACAAGAUCAACCGCUGAUAAAUCGGAUUUUACCUAAGGAACUCAUUCUCAGGAUAUUUUCAUUCUUGGAUAUAACUUCACUUUGCCGAUGUGCUCAGACUUGCCGGCACUGGAAUCUUUUAGCAAUGGAUGGUAGUAAUUGGCAAGAAGUUGAUCUCUUUCAAUUUCAAAAGGAUAUUAAAGCUCCUGUUGUGGAGAAUUUGGCUAAACGUUGCGGAGGAUUUUUAAAAAAAUUAAGUUUACGUGGUUGUGAAAAUGUUCAGGAAGCGGCACUUCGAUCCUUCACUGUAAAAUGUCCAAAUAUUGAAGAACUAUCCUUACAUAAAUGCAAACGAGUAACUGACUUAACUUGCGACUAUCUUGGAAGGAAUUGCCAUAAAUUAAAAUGGUUGGAUUUGGAAAAUUGCACGGCCAUCACCGACAAAGCAAUGAAAGCGAUUAGUGAAGGUUGUAAGAAAUUGGAAUACUUAAAUGUAAGUUGGUGCGAAAAUAUACAAGAUUCAGGGAUUCAGUCAAUACUUCUACAAUGUUCAGUACUUAAUACACUAAUCUGUAAAGGAUGUGAAGGAUUAACGGAGAACAUUUUCGCAGACAUGAAGGAAUAUUGUAAAGAACUGCGAAAUUUGAAUCUUUUGGGUUGUUUCGUUGUUGACGAUACUGUUACUGAUAUAGCAGUUGGUUGUCCACAGCUUGAAUAUUUAUGCCUCUCGAUGUGUCCUCAGAUUACUGAUCGAGCACUCAUUGCUCUCGCGAAUAGUUGUCGAAAGCUGAGGUAA